Linnemannia hyalina is the source of this 321-nucleotide messenger RNA. The record is from the annotation of a GenBank genome assembly. NCBI's taxonomy places the organism in Eukaryota, Fungi, Mortierellomycota, Mortierellomycetes, Mortierellales, Mortierellaceae.
AUGCACCGCCACCGUGACAACAACCACCAGCAGUUGCAGCAGCUUCAGAACCGACGUACCUUGACGAACACCCCUGCUACUCGCCAUCACCCCCACGUCCCAAACAUCAACAACAUCCAAGAGAACGAACUAGCAGAUGGACGUAAUUUUAUCCAGGUGAUGCUAACCCAGAUCAAAGAGGUUCCUCCAGAGGGAGACUUCAGACCUCAAAAGGUCGCCAACUUUCAGAAGAUGGAGCAACAGCGUCAGAAGGCCGAGGAGGACAAACGUAAGGUUGCGCUUGUUCAGAGUGCGAUGAAAGGGGUUGACACUUCACCUUGA